Molecule: messenger RNA, 672 nt
Organism: Knipowitschia caucasica
Lineage: Eukaryota; Metazoa; Chordata; Actinopteri; Gobiiformes; Gobiidae
Source: the annotation of a GenBank genome assembly
AUGGAUCGCUUCAGUGAGAUCUCGGUCUCGUCGGAGGCCUCGCUGCAGAUCGUGAGGAGCCACUUUGAGCAGAUCAGUGGCAGUCAGUGGGUGAUGUUGUCCAGAGGCAUGUGCGACUUGGAGACCAGGCGUAUUCUGACCGCCAUGUUUAUCUCGCUGGUCCAAACGCUGUCCGCCAACGUCUUGGGUCUGAUGGUUCCGAGACGCGAGGUGAACAACAGGUUCCUGAGUGAGAGCGAGACGACCCGAGCUCACGGAUCUAUUGUCACUGUGCUGCAGGACACCAUGGGGCAAGUGUUCUCUCAGGCUCUGAAUCUGCCCACGGACUCGUUGGACAAACACCAGGACUCGCAGGAGCUCACCACCCUGAUCGAGCAGGAGGUGUCUGCGAAGGUGAACCGUGUCCUUUCUGAGGAGCAGGAGGAGGGCUCUAUGAUGGUGGACUCCCUCAUCAGCAGCGAGAGUGUGGCUCGCAGCAUGAUCGAGAAGGGAAACUCCUGCCUCAAGAGGUGCCUUUGCUCCUUGUUCUGUUCCUGCGGCCGCCGCACUGCCACAAAGAAGUCGGAAUCUUCGGAAAGUGGGCCGUGCCGCUGCAGCUUCCUCAGAUUCGCCAAAAAGAAUUUCCGAAGCAGCAGAAAAAUCUGGAGGCAGAAUUUUUGGUUGAAGAGAUAG